AUGAGUGAUCAAGACAACGGUGGUGGCCUGGACCAGGAAGCUGUCAACAAUUCCAUCGGCCAGUUUUCUUUUGCUCCCGCCACGAGAACUACCGUCGUCACCACCACGACCACUACGACCACCACCUUCCCCCCGUUGUUUAUCAAGCCACCCCGUGCUGCGCGAGACCUCGACCCGAAGAUUUAUCCCCUUGCAUCGUCUCCUACCCCGUCGUCGCUGAGAAACGUGAAGUUUGAACUUGGGGGGAAGCCCGUCGUCUUCAACGAACCGGAGGAUACUGCAGCAACCCUCACCGAGUUAAAUGAAAAGCACGACGCGUUGAAGGCCUCUAACGGGCUGGUUCGCUCAGUGACUUCAUUCAGCUCCGACGAUACGCAGUUACCACGCCGCUUCGCUCCCCCGAAGGUAUCGAAUCAACCAUCUCGUCCGUCGAUAUCCAAGCGCCGCCCGUUAUCCAUCCCGGAAACCCAUCAAGGCUCCCUGCGUCCUCCUACCAACAGAGUUCCUUCGGAUCCGUCGGUGCGCUCCGUUCGCUCCCAUGGCUCUACCCCAACCCAUCCGAUAGCAGCCGGUCUGGCGACCCCGGAGACGGAGACCAAUACUUAUGGCUCUGGUGAAAUCGUAGCGUCGCGGAGAAGGAUCCACAGCGCCAGCAUCCCUCGUCGUGAAACUCUAUUACGCUCUCCUCUCUCGUCCGAAGUUGAAUCCCAGGAGAACUCGCAAGGACCAAAUCCGAAGAGAGAGCUGCGCACCAGAACAGUCGUCUCCGAGAGAAACAAACGCCUGGGCCGCUCGGAGGAAAGCUCCGGCAAGCUUCCAGAUACGACAACAGAAACUAGAGCAGAAGAGGAGUCGGGUACUGCGGACACGAGUCAGGACACGACAUACGAUGCAUCGGAAGAGGUUUCCCAGCAGUUGUCUACGGGGUCCUUUUCGCAAGUCCCCAACAUUGGAAAUGUUGCAGCCCAGGAUAUGUGCUUGCCCAGUCCUAGCCUAUCUCCGGUCGCCGCUAUGAAUGCACUGAACGCCGAUUCCUCGUUCGAUUCGGCCGAAGAAGAGCCCGAAAUGGAUACGGAUUCUAGUUUUGACAAUGAGGCUCGAUAUCUGGGCGCUCUGCGCUUGGAGGACGGCAAAGCAAGCGAGCCCUCGAAAGAUACCGGCCUAACCACAAGUUCAAAUCUCCCACGACCGUCUUCGCUGAUGGACAUCCCUAAUGUGCUGGACUUUUUCGAUUCGGUCCCCGAGGGACUGAAAACUUACCUCAUGUACCAACUACUUAGGCGUUGUCCCAAGCCAACUCUGCAUUUCGUCGCCGACGUCGUCAACCCCGCCUUGAAAUGUGAUUUCCUGGCACUCCUACCUCUUGAGCUCGCUCUCAACGUUGUCAAAUAUUUCGAUGCCGUCACCAUGUGCCGUGCGGCGCAGGUGUCCAAGAAAUGGAGACAUAUCAUUAAUUCUGAUGAGAAGAGCUGGAAAGAGCUCUUUGACCGGGAUGGAUAUGUUCUCCCCGAGGGAGAGCUCGACCGUGCCAUCCGGGAAGGCUGGGGAUGGCAAUUCCCCAACGGGACCGAGGACUGCGAAAGGGACCUUAGCGUCUCCACUUAUGUCAAGCCCGACCCCGAGUCUGGGUCGCCUUCUAACUUGCCUUUACUUGCCGGGCCCAGCGAUAGGUCAUCAUCGUCUCAUCGCCGGCCAAAGAGAAAGGCCUGUACACGUGUCUCCUCUCGAAAACUCGCCAAGCGAAAGAUCUCGUCCAGUGGCACUGACCACUCUGAGUCAGCUGACUGGCGAAAGGAAAUCUCUACCACCGAGGGCCCCUAUGCUGCUGCCAACGCCGCUGCUGCCGCCGUUCCAUAUCCCGACAUCGGUCUGCCGUCCCUCCAGGGUCUUCAUCUCUACAAAUCUCUCUACCAGCGCCAUCACUCGAUCCAUAAAGCCUGGAUGACUCCUAGCGUCAAACCAAGACAUAUUGCGUUCCGGGCUCAUGAUCGCCAUGUAGUCACAUGUCUGCAGUUUGACACCGAAAAGGUGUUGACCGGAAGCGACGAUACCAACAUCAACGUGUAUGACACGAAGACUGGCGUUUUGAGGGCAACUCUCGAGGGUCACGAGGGUGGUGUCUGGGCUCUUGAAUACCAUGGCAAUACGCUGGUUUCCGGCUCGACCGACAGAUCAGUUCGAGUCUGGGAUAUUGAACGGGCCAGGUGCACUCAGAUCUUCCAUGGUCAUACCUCUACGGUCCGAUGCUUGCAAAUCGUCCUGCCGGUGGAGGUAGGCAAGAAAGCGAACGGCGCCCCUGAAAUGAUGCCGAAGGAGCCGUUGAUCAUCACCGGUUCCAGAGACUCGAAUCUACGAGUAUGGAAGCUUCCCAAGCCCGGCGACCCUGGAUACUACCAGAGCGGGCCCAACGUCGAUGACACCGAUUGCCCCUAUUUUGUGCGCGUCCUGACCGGCCAUCAACACUCGGUUCGUGCGAUCGCAGCCCAUGGCGACACUCUGGUCAGUGGAAGUUAUGACUGCACCGUGCGAGUAUGGAAGAUAUCUACCGGAGAAACGGUGCACAGACUCCAAGGCCACACCCUGAAGGUUUACAGCGUCGUUCUGGAUCACAAGAGGAACCGAUGCAUCAGUGGAUCCAUGGACAACAUGGUCAAGGUAUGGUCACUGGAGACCGGUUCCGUCUUGUACAACCUUGAGGGCCAUACUUCUUUGGUCGGGCUCCUAGACCUGAAAUCCGAUCGUCUGGUCUCCGCGGCUGCCGACUCCACCCUUCGAAUCUGGGAUCCGGAGACCGGUCAAUGUAAAAACAUGCUGAGUGCCCAUACCGGCGCCAUCACGUGUUUCCAGCACGACGGCCAGAAAGUCGUUUCCGGAUCCGACAGAACGUUGAAGAUGUGGGAUGUGCGAACCGGCGAGUGCGUUCGGGAUCUUCUCACCGACCUCAGCGGAGUAUGGCAGGUGAAAUUCAAUGACCGAAAAUGUGUGGCUGCGGUCCAGCGUGAUAGUAUGACUUAUAUCGAGGUUCUCGACUUUGGUGCCUCUCGCGAUGGGAUACCCGAAGAUCAAUUGGGAAAACGUAUAGUUGUCAACCGCAGGGGCCACGAAGUCAGCGACGCCGAUGAGGAUUACGACUUAUCCGAUGUCUGA
Molecule: messenger RNA, 3147 nt
Organism: Aspergillus steynii IBT 23096
Lineage: Eukaryota; Fungi; Ascomycota; Eurotiomycetes; Eurotiales; Aspergillaceae
Product: cell division control protein Cdc4
Exons: 3
Coding region: 1-3147 (1048 amino acids)
Biological process (GO): proteasome-mediated ubiquitin-dependent protein catabolic process; ubiquitin recycling
Cellular component (GO): cytoplasm; nucleus
Molecular function (GO): ubiquitin binding
Source: RefSeq, a predicted model, not a curated record